AAUGAAAUAUCUAACUAUAAGAGAUUAUUCAGAUGCCGACGGUUACUGCAAAGAUCGUGAUGGUAUUUUAGCAAGUGUCACCACAGAAGCUGAAAUGGAUUUUAUAGUUAACACUCUAGCACCGGAUGAGGAGGAUUUCUGGAUUGGUCUUCAUUGUUCUAAUUUUGGAAAAAGUCCACCUUUUUCAAAAAGUGAUUUUGUUUGGAAAGAUGGAUCUCCUGUUGUCAGUUCAAUGAAUAGUUUAUGGGAGAUGAGUCCAAACGACAAUUCGCGGUGCGUAAGGGUGAAUAGAAAAACUAGGUCUUACCAUCCUUACGAGGAGUAUGGAUUAUAUAAUGAUAGAGAAUGCUUUAAGGAAUAUGAUACGCUUUGCAAGAUAAAAGUAAUUGAAACAACCACUGUUUUACAAACUACAACUGUUAAACCUACAACUACAGUUGAACCUACAACAACUGUUAAACCUACAACUACAGUUGAACCUACAACAACUGUUAAACCUACCACUACUGUCAGAGCAACUACAACAGUUGAACCAACGACUACUGUUAAACCUACAACUACUGUUGAACCUACAACAACUGUUAAACCUACAACUACAGUUGAACCUACAACAACUGUUAAACCUACCACUACUGUCAGAGCAACUACAACAGUUGAACCAACGACUACUGUUAAACCUACAACUACUGUUGAACCUACAACAACUGUUAAAUCUACCUCUACUAUUGAACCUACCACAACUAUUAAGGCUACCACUACUGCUGAAUCCUCGACAACAGUCAAAGCUACUACUACAGAUGAACCAACAACUACUAAAGCUACGACUACAGUGGAACCUACCAGUACAAUUGAACUUAUAACAACCGAAAAACCGACAACUACAAAAGAAUCUGAGACUACAGUUGAAACAACUAAUGUUCAAACAGUAACGACUAACAAAAAAAUUUCAUCUAUUACAACAUUUGCAAAAACCGAAAAAGUCCACACUACUUCAACGAAAUUCACUACAGAUCAAACAACUUCGGAGACGACACCAUCAACACUUAAAUUAACAAACAAUAACAUUGAUUCAUCGGUUCAGACAAGUUCCCAUGCAACGAAUAAUAUUAAGAUAUCUUCAAUUGCUACAAAUGAAGAUACGACAAUGAAAUCUAUAUAUUUAGAAACAACUAAAGCCACCAUAAAGCCUAUAGAGUUAAAUGUGAGUAUAACUCUACCAACUGAUCAAAAUCAAACAAAUCCUAUUGUAAUAGAACCAAACGCUCAAUGCAACAUGUCCGAAAAAAGAUACGAUAAAAAGCAGAUGAAAUCCUUCUACUCACCAGGAAAGCCACUAGUAUUUCAGUGCACUAACAAUAAAAUUUUUAAACACGGAGGAAGUUCAAGAACAACAGAGUGUAUUGGUAAUAACCAUUGGAGUUCUGAAGUAGAUUCAUGCGAAGAAAAGUGUUCAUUAGAGGAAGAUAGACUAGCUUGUUUAACAUCAUUCAUUCAUAAUCAUAAAUCAAAAUGUACACCAAAAUUUUCUUGGGAUUCCAGUCAUUGUAAAGAAAUUGGAUGCGUUCCCCCACCUUAUGUAAAAAAUUCUGGAAUUGCUGGUCUAACUUUGAAUAAAUCAACAAAUCUCUUAACCCUAAAUGUAAAAUGUUUGAUUGGUCAUCGUCUACAAGAUGGCAGAGAAGAAUUUUUAAUUGAACAAGAUUCCACAACAUCGUGGAUAAUUCAUGCAGCGGGCUUUUGUGAAAUUCUAAGAUGUCCUCCAAACCCAAAAUUCUCUUUUACUAGUAUAAAUGAUACUGCAGUUACUUAUGGAACUGUUUUAAAAUAUACUUGUAAACCUGGCUAUACAUUUCCUGAUUUUAACUUAACAAAAACUAUAAAAUGUAAUGAAACCCAACAAUGGGAAGGUCAUAUUGAAAAUUGUCAAGAGAUAAUAUGUAAUAAUUUGUCAGCCAUUGCAAAUUCGCGCUACAACUAUAUAGGCUUAAGUUCAUUUGGUACACCUUCUUAUAAUUUAUCAUGUAUACCCGGAUUUAACUUGCCUUUUAGAAUGAUUGACGGUUUUACUUGGAAUGAUAUCAUAUGUCAACCAAACGGAUCUUGGAAUUCAAGUGAUAUUGACUGCAAACCAAAUCGGUGUCCCUCACCCAUUAAUCUGAUACAAAAUGCUAAAAUUGAACAUAAAAUCAAUGUUACUGUUGGGAAUAUUUUGAUAUUCACUUGUUUCGAAGGAUAUGAAUUUUCCGACGGCACUGUCAAUAAAAGCUGCGCUUGUUUAUCCAAUACAUAUUGGGAAAACAUAGAAAAUCAAUGCAAAAUUAAAGAAUGUACUACAAGACAUUUAAAUCAUUUAAAUUCAUACAAAAACGUUCAAUUCAAUAAAACGGAAGAACUUGAAUGUGAAACUGGUUAUACAUUUGAGUUAUCUCCCCUAAAGAAUGUAACAUGCAAUCUUAACAAGGAACUGUCUAUUGGUAACGAUAGUUGCAAUCCUGUGCGUUGUCCAAUACUUCCAAAAGUUGAUAAUGGAGAAUGGAUAGGGCAAAACGUCUAUAAAUCUUCAGCAAUGCUAUCAUGCAAUGAAGGAUUUAAAAUAAAUAAUGAAGAGAUAACUUUACCAAUUGUUUGCGAACAUACAUCAGAAUGGUCUACGCAAAUUUCAGCAAUAUUUUGUAAAAGAAAACAUUGUCCAAUAAUACCAACGUGGGAUGGUAUUUCAAUCAAUUCAACAUCAACAAAAUACGAAAGCUACGUUAGAGUUCAAUGUUUACGGAAUAAUUCAACGCAAAAUGUAUUUUGCAAUCAAUCUGCAAAAUGGUCGCCAAAAUUAUUAAGUUGCUCUGAAAAUCCAUAUACGGAGCCAAAACCAGACGAAGCAAGCAACUCAGAUACAUUUGGCUACAUUGCAAUUGGUUUGCUGCUAUUCAUUCUUUUUAGUAAUUUAUUAAAUAAGAAAAUAGAUAAGAAACGUUUAUAUAAAUCUUUGAAAAAGAGAAAAAAAAAGAAUAAACUUAUUAUAUAA
This is a messenger RNA of Dimorphilus gyrociliatus, 3022 nucleotides long. The record is from the annotation of a GenBank genome assembly. Lineage: Eukaryota; Metazoa; Annelida; Polychaeta; Dinophilidae.